AUGCCUCCCAAAAAGGCUGUGAAGGAAGAGAAGAUUCUUCUGGGAAGACCCGGCAACAGCUUGAAAAGUGGUAUCGUCGGCCUGGCUAAUGUUGGCAAAUCGACUCUCUUCCAAGCCAUCACAAAAUGCUCGCUGGGCAAUCCUGCCAAUUUCCCUUAUGCGACCAUAGAUCCUGAAGAGGCACGAGUCAUCGUACCGGAUGCUCGAUAUGACUGGCUCUGCGAACACUACAAGCCAAAGUCGCAAGUACCUGCGAACUUGACGGUCUACGAUAUUGCUGGUUUGACCCGGGGUUCGUCGACGGGCGCCGGUCUUGGAAAUGCUUUUCUAUCACAUAUCAGAGCCGUCGACGCCAUCUUCCAAGUCGUGCGAUGUUUCGACGAUGCAGAAAUUAUCCACGUCGAGGGCGAUGUCAAUCCCACUCGUGAUCUAGACAUCAUUUCCGAAGAGUUGAGAUUAAAAGACAUCGAAUUUGUCGAGAAGGCAAAGGAAAAUCUCUCCAAACAGACACGACGUGGCGGCCAAAGUCUUGAGAUGAAGAAGUUGAAAGAGGAGGAAGCCACAGUUGACAAGAUCCUGGCAUGGCUGAAGGAUGGCAAGGACGUCAGAAAGGGUGAAUGGGGUCCCAAGGAGGUCGAAGUCAUCAACCCCCUUUUCCUCCUAACCGCGAAGCCAGUUGUCUAUCUGAUCAACUUGUCAGAAAAGGACUACUUGCGACAAAAGAACAAGUACCUGCCCAAAGUCAUGGAGUGGAUCAAGACCAAUGCUGCUGGGGACCCCGUGCUGCCCAUCUCCGUCUCGUUCGAAGAGCGUCUCGCCACCAUGUCCGACGAAGAAGCCGCCGAAGAAUGCAAGACUCUCGGCACGAAAUCCGCUCUGCCCAAGGUCAUCGUAACUAUGCGUCAAGCACUCAACCUGGCCAGCUUCUUCACAACCGGUACUGAUGAGGUCCGACAAUGGACGAUACGGAAGGGCAUCAAGGCUCCUCAGGCGGCUGGUGUAAUUCACACGGAUUUCGAAAAGACUUUUAUCCAAUGUAUCGUCUACAACUUCGAGACAUUGAAGGAGUAUGGGGACGAAAAUGCAGUGAAGGCCGCAGGAAAAGUGAUGACGAAAGGAAAGGAUUAUGUUGUCGAAGACGGCGAUAUCAUCUUGAUCAAGGCUGGUGCGGCCAAAGCGUAA
Molecule: messenger RNA, 1182 nt
Organism: Exophiala spinifera
Lineage: Eukaryota; Fungi; Ascomycota; Eurotiomycetes; Chaetothyriales; Herpotrichiellaceae
Product: GTP-binding protein YchF
Exons: 4
Coding region: 1-1182 (393 amino acids)
Cellular component (GO): cytoplasm
Molecular function (GO): ATP hydrolysis activity; ATP binding; GTP binding
Source: RefSeq, a predicted model, not a curated record